Molecule: messenger RNA, 1746 nt
Organism: Ochlerotatus camptorhynchus
Lineage: Eukaryota; Metazoa; Arthropoda; Insecta; Diptera; Culicidae
Gene: Ccdc114
Product: Coiled-coil domain containing protein 114
Exons: 3
Coding region: 7-1470 (487 amino acids)
Source: RefSeq, a predicted model, not a curated record
GCCACCAUGUCCAGCCAGCCGAAGAUGUCCUCCGAGAUGGGAGCGGCCGAGCAGUACGAAAUGGAGCAGCUCGCCGAGGCGGAAAGCAACCGGCUGCACAAGCUGCUCCGCAGUCUGGAGAUCGAGCGGGCCUCGUUUCUGGAUGCGAAGAACAAAGCUAUGCGCAAGUUUCGUGCCAACAUGCGAACGCUGGAGAAGGAGAAACAGCAGCUGCAUCUACAGCUGGACUGCGAGGAGCACGGAGUGCACUCAAAGCGGGAAACGGAGAUGGAAUCGGUGCUGGAGGUGACGUACGAGAAGCAGGAGAAGGGGAGUCAAAAUUUGAAAACGAAAAAGGAUGGACUGCGGGAGUUGGAGAGUCACAUCCGGAAGAUACACCGGGAAAUAGCGGAAAUUCGGAAGAAUGAGAUGACCGACAUCCGGUACAAUCAGACGAUUGCGAAGGCGCAGCAAUCGGUAAGGAAGCUGGAGAAUCGGUUGGACGUAGUGAAUAAGAAGGCUGGGGUUGCCAUGGCGGAGAAUUCCCAACUGAGGCAAACCAUCGACCACAUGCUAACGGAGAGGGCCACGUUCAACAUCAUGUGGGAGAAGUUGGUUGCGAAGCUGAACGAGGGAAAGCGUUAUAUGAUGGAUUUGAUCGAUCAAGCAACGUCCGCGUACGAUACACGGGAGGAGCUGUGCACCAAGUUGCAGAUCUUGAAGGACAAGGGACAGAGCGAAAAGAUAACGCACGUUCAGGAGAUGCGGGAAAUGCAACGGAAAUUGGAUCACGAUGCAAAGCUGCAGGAAUUCCUCAGCAUCAAGGGUCAGCGGCGUUCGAAUGCAGAAUUGGAGGAACGGGAGGCCCAGAAGAGGCAGAAAAUGCUGGAGAACCUGGAGAAGCAGUACACGGAAUACGAGCAGAUCAUGUCGCGGAUUAUGGCCUUCUCCGGAGAGGACGACAUCGACCGCCUGGUGGCAAAGUUUAUCAAGAAGGAGGAGGAGAACUUUGCCUUGUUCAACUACGUGAACGAGCUGAGCCACGAGGUGGAAACGUUGACCGAGAGCGUCCAGCUGCUGCAGGAUAAGAUCACCGAGCAAAUUGCCAUCAACGAAUCGAAGGUAAACUCCCAAGAUGACAACAUUGACGCCUUGCGCUUGGAGGACGAAGAAAGCAAGGAAGCGGCGGACUCGGCCUUCGAAAUCAAACAGGUCUGGGACGUCAAACUGGACGAACUGCUCCGAACUGCCGAGCGGAUAUACAAGUUGCUCCUGUGUGACGAGGCACCGAUCCUGAACCUGCUGAACAACGAACGCAAGGUUACGCUCAACAAUGCCAAGCUCUUCCUGGGAAUCAUCGAACGUCGCGUUGCCAACAUCAUCAGCAACGUCAACUACGUGGAACCGACGACGAAGAUCCUGGGCAAGAAGGAUCGCGUACCGAACUUUAACGUCAAGGAAUCGGCCAAGAUUCGGAUCGAUAAAAGCUAAGGUCCUUUUACAGUUCAUUAUUUACAGCGGUAUCGUUUUAUUUUGGGUUACAUUGGGGGGUUUGAAAUAAGUUUAAUGAAUCUCAUUGUGUGAUUAUUGCGCGAACAGCUUCCUGAUUUUGUAGACGAAGUGUUUGUUGCUUAGCGUAACAUUGUUCGGUUGAAAUGAUUUCCUUUUUCUAAUAAAUACGUAUUGGUGUGGCGUGGAAAUCAUUUAAUUUAAAUCGACAGAGUGUUGCUCUAACUGACAACUAGUAUACCAUAAGAUAGUAAGUCU